CGCAGCCGCCGCCUGGGCCGCCCCGUGUCCCCGGUGGAGCCGCCGCCGCCGCCGCCGGGAGCUCGAUGCGGACGGAGCCCGGGCCGGGCCAUGGGGAUCCUCAGCAUCACGGACCAGCCGCCCCUGGUCCAGGCCAUCUUUAGCCGAGAUGUGGAGGAAGUGCGUUCCCUCCUCUCGCAGAAGGAGAACAUCAAUGUACUGGACCAAGAGAGGCGGACCCCAUUGCAUGCUGCUGCCUACGUAGGCGAUGUCCCCAUCCUCCAGUUGCUACUGAUGUCAGGUGCUAAUGUCAAUGCUAAGGACACACUGUGGCUGACCCCUCUUCAUCGUGCUGCUGCUUCCCGAAAUGAGAAGGUGCUGGGAUUGCUGCUGGCACAUUCAGCAGAUGUGAAUGCCCGGGACAAGCUGUGGCAGACACCAUUGCAUGUGGCUGCCGCCAACCGGGCCACGAAGUGUGCUGAGGCUCUGGCACCCCUGUUGAGCAGCCUCAAUGUGGCUGACAGGAGCGGGCGCAGUGCCCUGCAUCAUGCAGUGCAUAGUGGGCAUCUAGAGACGGUGAACCUGCUCCUGAACAAGGGAGCCAGCCUGAAUGUUUGUGAUAAAAAGGAGCGGCAGCCUCUGCACUGGGCAGCUUUUCUAGGGCAUCUGGAGGUCCUGAAACUGCUGGUGGCACGGGGAGCGGACCUCAGCUGCAAGGACCGCAAGGGCUAUGGGCUUCUCCACACAGCUGCUGCCAGUGGCCAGAUUGAAGUGGUGAAGUACCUGCUCCGGAUGGGGGCUGAGAUCGAUGAGCCCAAUGCUUUUGGAAACACAGCUUUGCACAUCGCCUGCUACCUGGGCCAGGAUGCUGUGGCUAUUGAGCUGGUGAAUGCAGGAGCCAAUGUCAACCAGCCGAAUGACAAGGGCUUCACGCCGCUGCAUGUGGCUGCAGUCUCUACCAAUGGCGCUCUCUGCUUGGAGCUGUUGGUCAAUAACGGGGCUGAUGUCAAUUACCAGAGCAAGGAAGGGAAAAGUCCUCUGCACAUGGCUGCCAUCCAUGGUCGUUUCACCCGCUCCCAGAUCCUCAUCCAGAAUGGCAGCGAGAUUGAUUGUGCUGACAAAUUUGGGAACACGCCACUGCACGUGGCUGCUCGCUACGGACACGAGCUACUCAUCAGCACCCUCAUGACCAAUGGCGCGGAUACCGCCCGGCGCGGCAUUCACGACAUGUUCCCUCUGCAUUUAGCUGUUCUCUUUGGAUUCUCUGACUGUUGUCGUAAGCUUCUUUCCUCAGGUCAGCUGUACAGCAUUGUAUCUUCACUCAGCAACGAGCAUGUGCUUUCAGCUGGGUUUGACAUCAAUACGCCUGACAACCUUGGCCGCACCUGUCUUCAUGCUGCUGCUUCUGGAGGGAAUGUUGAAUGUCUUAAUUUGCUGUUGAGCAGUGGAGCUGACUUGAGGAGGAGAGACAAAUUUGGAAGGACCCCACUGCACUAUGCAGCCGCCAAUGGCAGCUACCAGUGUGCAGUCACACUGGUGACUGCUGGGGCGGGUGUCAACGAGGCCGACUGUAAAGGCUGUUCUCCCCUCCACUACGCUGCCGCCUCUGACACCUACAGGAGAGCGGAACCCCACUCAUCGUCCAGCCACGAUGCUGAAGAGGACGAGCCACUGAAGGAGUCCCGCAGGAAGGAGGCCUUCUUCUGUCUGGAGUUCUUACUGGAUAACGGUGCAGACCCCUCCCUGCGGGACAGGCAGGGCUACACAGCUGUGCACUAUGCAGCCGCCUACGGCAACAGACAGAACCUCGAACUGCUCUUAGAAAUGUCCUUUAACUGCCUGGAGGAUGUGGAGAGCACCAUUCCAGUUAGCCCUUUGCACUUAGCUGCCUACAACGGUCACUGUGAAGCCCUGAAGACACUGGCUGAGACGCUGGUGAAUCUGGAUGUAAGGGACCACAAGGGCCGGACCGCGCUCUUCCUGGCCACUGAGCGAGGCUCUACUGAGUGUGUGGAGGUGCUUACGGCCCACGGCGCCUCUGCUCUCAUCAAGGAGCGCAAACGCAAGUGGACACCCCUGCACGCUGCUGCUGCCUCUGGCCACACUGACUCCCUGCACUUGCUGAUCGACAGUGGGGAACGCGCCGACAUCACUGAUGUCAUGGAUGCCUAUGGACAAACCCCACUGAUGCUGGCCAUCAUGAAUGGCCAUGUGGAUUGUGUCCAUCUGCUGCUAGAGAAAGGAUCCACAGCUGAUGCUGCUGACCUCCGGGGCCGCACCGCCCUCCACCGUGGGGCAGUGACUGGCUGUGAGGACUGCCUGGCUGCCCUGCUGGACCACGAUGCAUUUGUGCUGUGCCGAGACUUCAAGGGCCGCACCCCCAUCCAUCUGGCCUCAGCCUGCGGCCACACUGCAGUGCUGCGGACGCUGUUGCAGGCCGCCCUUUCCACAGACCCCCUGGAUGCUGGCGUGGACUACAGUGGAUACUCGCCCAUGCACUGGGCCUCCUACACUGGACAUGAAGAUUGUCUGGAGUUGUUACUUGAACACAGCCCGUUUUCAUACCUGGAGGGAAACCCCUUCACUCCUUUGCACUGUGCAGUAAUUAAUAACCAGGACAGCACCACAGAGAUGCUGCUGGGAGCUCUGGGUGCCAAGAUUGUGAACAGCCGAGAUGCCAAAGGACGGACCCCUCUUCACGCCGCUGCCUUCGCGGACAAUGUAUCUGGGCUCCGGAUGCUACUGCAGCAUCAAGCCGAGGUGAACGCCACUGACCACACUGGCCGCACUGCGCUCAUGACGGCGGCCGAGAACGGCCAGACCGCUGCUGUGGAAUUUCUGCUGUAUCGAGGGAAGGCAGACCUUACUGUGCUGGAUGAGAACAAGAACACUGCUCUCCACUUGGCUUGUAGCAAGGGCCAUGAGAAAUGUGCCCUCAUGAUCCUGGCAGAAACCCAAGACCUUGGCCUUAUCAAUGCUACCAACAGUGCGCUGCAAAUGCCACUCCACAUUGCUGCCCGGAAUGGUCUAGCUUCUGUGGUGCAGGCCCUGCUAAGUCGUGGGGCCACAGUGCUGGCUGUGGAUGAAGAAGGUCACACCCCAGCGCUGGCCUGCGCCCCCAACAAAGAUGUGGCAGACUGCCUGGCCUUGAUCCUCUCCACCAUGAAGCCUUUCCCACCCAAGGACGCCGUCAGUCCUUUCAGCUUCAGCCUGCUCAAGAACUGCGGCAUCGCAGCAGCCAAGACGGUGGGUGGCUGCGGCGCCCUGCCCCAUGGGGCCUCCUGCCCCUACAGUCAGGAGCGGCACGGCGCCAUUGGGUUAGACGGCUGCUAUUCGGAGUAGCCCCCCAUCAGUGUCCCUCCCCCUGCCGGUGGCUUGAUAUCUUAUUCUAUUUAUUUAGAAAAAGUCUAUACAUUUAGGGCACUUUAAAGGAGAACACGACUGGGUGGGGGGGGACAGAGGGGGAAAAAAUGCACUGGGGAGCAGCUGCUCACCCCUUUGCCACACCAUCCUGGCCUGGCAAGGGUCUGGGACCAACAGGGAGCACCCCAGGCCCUUGGCACCCCCAGGGCAACCCCUUCUGCCAAGUGUCCCCAAAUGAUUGCUAAAUGCCUGGCUACCCUCUCUUUUACCCCAUCUCUCAGUUCCCUCUUUCUGCUGCCAACUCCCCCCACCCUUUCCUCUGUUUCUCCUCUUUGUGUUCCCCCGCCCAUGCCCCUACUGCCAGGCAGAUCCCUCCUCUUCUUCCAUACCCAUCACUGCCUCCCUGCUCGGCUGGCCCCUCCAUCCCCGCAGCAGUGAGAAGCCUUAAUUUCUGGUACUGUGUGAGCACUCUGGGGGUGUCCCCCUCCCCCUUCAGGGGCAGCUAGUGGAUGAGGGGGGAGGGUAUUUAGCACUGGGGCCUGGAGCUUUUCCCCCACUUCUGUACCCCAUCACCCCUAAAGUUCAAAUGCAAAACACUUGAAGCAGCAACUACUGUACCUGGGCCCCAAUCCUGCACUCUCCCCUGGCUCCUCAUAUGCAAAUCAAGGGCUGGUUCUGCCCCCACAGCCUGCUCCUCCCUGAUUCCCUUCCACUCCUGGCCUGGUCCCCUAACCACGCACUUUAACCUUGCUUCUUUCUUUUAACUUCUUUUGGGAGGGCAGAGCCUGUGGCCAUUCCCUCCCUGGCGCCCCUCUCCCUUAACUUUGAGGCUUGUCAUGAAUUUUUAAGUAAGCAUUUUAUCCUUUAGGGGAAGAAACAAAUUAAUUUCCUGCCCAUUUCAAGACCACAGCCCUAGAAUGUCCUGUGUGUUUCAGGCAUGUGUUUGCAUGUGUGGGGAGGGAAGGACAAUAUUCUUCCUCCUGUGCCCCCCAAACCCAUGGUUCCUCUGUACCCCCACCUUCCGUUAUGUCCAAGAGUACCCACCGCCCCCAGUCACUCCUGAUCUGAAGCCAAAGAUGGUGGGAGGGGCAGGGCAGACUAGGGACCGUGGCUACUCGGGACCCAGGCUUCCCCUCUGGUGUGAGGAUGAAGCUCUGAUCUAGGGAGUGACGAAUACACACUGAGGCUUGGUCCCUGCCCUCCCAGCAGCGGGGAGACAUGGGAUUGAGCUAGGGGCUGCACUGAGAAGAUUCCUAAAAGUCGCACCCCAAAAGCCAAACUGGGCCAGAGUGAGGAGGGGGCAGUUUUCUCUCUAAAUGUAGCAUUGAAUUUGGCCCUGGUCCCUUCAAACGCCCUGUCCAUCCAUCUCCCAGCUAAGCCUCCUGGACAGUUGGACCCGCUCCCAUAGCCCAGUGUUCCCUUCCUCACACUCAAUACCUCAGCCAGGGGCCAAGACACAGAACUUGAAUAGAGGUCAUGCCCCCUCCACCCCCACAGUGCAUCCUUGCCCAGUUUGGCUGCCAUCAGUAUUGUCCCCUGAGAACUGGACAGGCUUUGUUUACACAGUACAGGGUCUCCUCCGGGGGAUUCCUCAGUCUCCUCCCCUCCUACGCCCCCUCACGCUUGCUUUGUUCACAACCUCACCCACUUUUCAGUUGUUUUUCCUGCAAGUCUUGCCACCCUUGCCAAGGGUGGGCUGAGGGGGGAGGGGGUAUCCCAGGGACCCCUGCCUCGCUAACAGAUACCCUUAACCAUACCUCAUGCUGGUUCCCUGAAGCCUGGGGUGUUUGUCCAAGUCCUUUUUGGUUUUUUGUUGUUGUUGUUUUUUGGCUUUUUUUUGUCAUGGUCUCUUUUUAUCCCCUCUGUCUGUGUCUUGCUUCCCCUAACCCUCAGUUCCUAAACCAUUUCAAAGCUUCCAAAUGACCAUUAUUGGUAAGAAGGAUUGUGCAGCUUUUAGUUUUUAUUUUUGUUUUCAAAGCCAAAGGGCCUUGCGAUGCCCCUCUUGCCCACCUCCCUUCAUACCCUGCCCUCCCCUAUACGACAAUCAAUGUGACCUCUCUUAAGGGCUGCAGCCCCCCCCCCCCCCCCCCCCCCGCUGGUUCUGCAAAGCUUGCCCCUAACUUUAACUGUCUCUCCUGAAAUCUUCCCAUUCCACCCCCUCCCUCUCAUUUUGGUGCUGGGAAUUAGGUGACGGGGGGGGGGGGCAGGGGGAGCAGAGAGAUGGAUUCUCCAGAGAAGACUCUUGGGGUAUCAGUCGUGUUCUCCUUUAUCAAUGUUUGGCGAUGACAGGAAGAUUCUGAGUAUUUGUCAGGAGCCCCAUUGUUUUGCUAGAUGAGAUUUCUGGUGGCUGCCUGUCCCCCUGCUGCCCCUUCAGCACACGGUCAGCAGUGCUGGGGCAGGUUGUGGGGAGUCCUCUGCCUCUCCUCAUGUGGCUAUGAGGAGGCGUGGAGGAUGAGCAGCCUCCUCUCCUUAUGCCAAAGGAAAUCCCACACCCCACCCUGGGCUCCCCAGCCCCUAGUGUUUUUUGAAGCGUUUUGACCAUUCUCAUGGCGACUGCAUAUUUAUUUUAAUGUUAAGAUUUUUUUUUUAAAACCUCUUUGACUUAAACGGGUGUGGAGAAGUAAAACAGGCAGAAUGCCCCCCAAUCUUAAGGGGGUAGGGUGGGGAGGAAACACCUCCUUCCCUUUGCCCUCCCUCUCCCCUCCCCCUCUCCCCACCGCAGCUCUAAAGCACUUGCUUCAAGUAAUAAGCACUUUUGAGAAAAGGCCUAUUUUAAGUGAGGACCCUGGGAGCAGCCCCAGGUCCCAGCAAAGGAGACAGAGCGAGGGCUACAUAGGAGACAGGGAAACAGGUGUGUGAAUCAGAGGGCGAGAUAAGAGCCAGUUUUUAGUUUCUGAUUUUGGGGAGAUGUUUCUGAUUGGGCGGUGGCUUUGGUAGGGUUGUGUACUAUCCUUCAGAAAAACAAAUGGCACAAACUGUGGGUCCCAGGAUGGGCCAACAAACCCGGGUCACUGCCACUGUCCAACUGAGACUGAUGGGCCACCUCCCCCACUGUGGCCCCCUGAGCCAUAGGACUGCUGAAAACCACUGAAUGUACAGCCCAGGUUGGGGUGGGGAGCAGCCCCUGGGGGAGGGGGCUUCUCCUUCUGUUUGGUGCUGUGGGGGGUGGGAGAGAUGAGACUGAGGGACUGCCACCCCACUUAGACAUGUGUUCCUUGGGGUGGAGGGGCUGAGGAGGGUCUACCUCCCUCUCCAACCCCGGCAUGGCCCCUCUUCCUUCCUCAUCCCUAUCCGUUUUGACUGUAAGUCCAGCUCACCUUUGCCUUCAAUAUGUAACCAAAGGAAAACUCAAUACUGUUUCCACCGCUGUCUGCCCACCCGAGCACCUUCUUACUCCCUGGACCUUAGAAGGGGAGAAGGGGCUGGGGGUGGGGUGGGGGGCGUGGGGCCAGAGUGAACGGUUCUACAGCUGUAUCCCCCAAACCUCUCGGGUCUUGGAAGGGACCCUGAGAGGUGAGGCUGGGGCCUGGCUGGAGGGGCUGGGAACAGGCACACUCUGUAUCUUGUGCACAUGAGUGUUUCUUCGUCUGAAUGACUCCAGUGACUACGCUCCAGCAGGGAGGCCCCUUCCUCCUUCCCUCUCCACCAUUUCUCCCCCUCUCCCCACACCCCGUGUUCAUCCCCACCUCCCCUUCCCACCGCAAAGGAAAAUAGCCUUACAGACCCUAGCCCAGAAGCCCUCCUCCUGGGGCAAACCAGUAUGGGGCCCCAUCCCGCCUAGUUUGAACCCUACCUUUUAAGAAGGAGGGAUAAGGAGCAAAGCAGCCCCUUCCCCUCUAAUCGUGGUGGCUCCAGCCCUCCGUGGCCUUGACCCAGGUUGGCCAAGGGCGGAGGCAAGGAAUCUUUGAGGACCAAGCCCAGUGAUCUGGGAAGAGGGAGGUGGAGAGGGAAGGGCCUGACUUGGGGACUCCCUCCUCCCGACCCAACCCUAGAGAAGCGACCAAAUCCCAGAGAUGGGAGGAAGCUGGGGUGGGGAGGGUCUGCUCUAUGAAUUACUUGAAGGUACUGACUCCGAGGCUGCUGUUGCCCACUUAGGUGUGAGGGGGACACUGUCACUGCAUUUGGGAGGGCAGAGGGUGGCGGGUGACGAGAGCAUCUGCCCUUGGCCCUCACUUACUCCUGCUAGGCCCUUUCCCUGGGGAGCCUGGCUUUGCCCCCAGGGAAAUCGGGGAGAGCCUUCCCCUCCCAUCUCCAUCCCUCACUCUGGGCACCCUCUCCAAUUGCACUAAAGUAGCUGUUGUGCCAGUCUUACCCCCACACCAGGGUGGGGUCUCUGCUUCCAGUCCUUUCUCCCCCGACUGCCUCCACUCCUGUCCCGGACAAUCUCCUUGUUCCCCUGUAUUCCUGGAUAGCUCAGCUUUGUAUGUGUGUGUUUUGGGGGUGGGGGUGGGUUCUGGCUGGAGUGGGUUCGCUAGGGGUUUGGGAAGGGCUAGGGGAAAGAUGGAGGACAAAGUCUCCUACCCCCUUCCUCAACUCCAAGCCACAGAAACCUGGGAGGGAGGGUGCCUACUCUCGCUGCCGUGUGUCUUGCAGAUGUGCCAAAAUGGGGGUGGGGGGGAGGGGAGGGGAGGGUGCCUGGCAGAGCGGCCCCCAGGGUGGCUCUCUCAAAGCAAUACAGUUCCUCCUGCCUGGGGGACGGCAAGACAGGGGAGAGGGUUGGGUUGGGGACCUGGGGGUUCCCUGUGUACAGCUGUGUAUAUUCAGGGGUGUUCUCUGUCUGGUACCCGCUGUGGGCGUCUAUGUGUGUGUGAACCUCCCCUUCCCUGUGCCCUGCAUGACCUGUGAUGCUGCAGACACCACCAUCCUGUGUGCAGGGGUGUGUUGGGGGCACCGAGGGGCAUGUUUCAUGUCCUGUUGCACCCUCCACCCUGUGACCCAUGUACUCGGUUGUAGGAAGUAAAGAGAACUGAGCACAA
Lynx canadensis (Canada lynx) is the source of this 8318-nucleotide messenger RNA. RefSeq names its product ankyrin repeat domain 52 (gene ANKRD52). Gene Ontology annotation, molecular function: protein binding. The coding region runs from base 91 to 3321 and encodes 1076 amino acids. NCBI's taxonomy places the organism in Eukaryota, Metazoa, Chordata, Mammalia, Carnivora, Felidae. The record is from RefSeq and is a predicted model, not a curated record. The transcript has 28 exons.